Acanthochromis polyacanthus (spiny chromis) is the source of this 2602-nucleotide messenger RNA. RefSeq names its product carnitine palmitoyltransferase 2 (gene cpt2). Gene Ontology annotation, cellular component: mitochondrion. Lineage: Eukaryota; Metazoa; Chordata; Actinopteri; Pomacentridae. Gene Ontology annotation, molecular function: carnitine O-palmitoyltransferase activity. The record is from RefSeq and is a predicted model, not a curated record. Gene Ontology annotation, biological process: fatty acid beta-oxidation.
UUUCUUUUGCAUAUUUUCAGAACAACAGAGAAACAUGCCCAAGAUUUCCAGAAUGGUGUGGGGAAACAGCUGCAUGAGGAGCUGGUAGCUCAAGACAAAAACAACAAGCACACAAGCUACAUCUCAGGGCCAUGGUUUGAUAUGUACCUCUCUGCACGGGAUUCUGUGGUGCUGAACUCCAACCCCUUUAUGUCUUUCAAUCCCGACCCCAAGACUGAGUACAACGACCAGCUCGUGCGUGCGACCAAUAUGGUGUCUUCAGCGGUGCGCUUCAUGAAGACGCUGCGAGCUGGCUUGCUGGAGCCGGAGGUUUUCCACCUGAACCCUGCCAAAAGAACAGACAGUUUCAAAAAAUUAAUCCGCUGGGUCCCAUCGUCACUGUCUUGGUAUGGAGCCUACAUGGUGAAUGCUUUUCCUCUGGACAUGUCUCAGUACUUUCGCCUCUUUAAUUCGACUCGGAUCCCAAAGGUGGGCCGAGAUGAGCUGUUCACUGAUGAGAAAGGCCGACAUCUGUUAGUUAAGAAAGGCAACAUGUAUGUAUUUGAUAUUGUGGACAGGGACGGGAAUUUAGUGAAGCCUGCAGAAAUCCAGGCCCACCUGAAGUACAUUUUGUCUGACUCUGCGGAGGCGGCCGCCUUCCCUCUGGGUGUCCUGACCAGUGAGAACAGGGAUGUCUGGGCCGGGCUGAGGGAGAAGUUGAUAGCGGCUGGAAAUGCAGAGGAUUUACGAGUCGUCGACAGUGCCCUUUUCUGUCUCUGUCUCGAUGAGGAGAGCAUGCGGGACCAUAUUCACAUCUCCCACAACAUGCUGCACGGCGACGGCUGCAACCGCUGGUAUGACAAAUCCUUCAACUUGAUUCUGACCAAAGACGGACAGGCAGCGAUUCAUUUUGAGCAUGCCUGGGGCGACGGAGUGGCCAUGCUCCGCUUUCAGAACGAGGUGUUUAAAGACACCACGGAGCAGCCGCUGGUUCAUCCCGGUUCUGCUGCUGGCAUGGAUUCAGCCUCAGCUGUGCGAAGGCUGCACUUCAACCUGGACAGCGAACUGCAGAACGGCAAAAGGGCGAAGGAGAACUUUAACUCAGCCGUGUCAAAACUCACCAUUGCUGCCAUGGAGUUUAAGAAGGGCGGGAAGGAGCAGUUAAAGAAGAGCAAUCUGAGUCCAGAUGCUAUCGCCCAGCUGGCUUUUCAGAUGGGCUUCUUGAGGCAGUACGGACAGACAGUAGCCACAUAUGAGUCUUGUAGCACUGCAGCGUUCAAACAUGGCCGCACAGAAACCAUCCGGCCAGCCUCCAUACACACCAAAAAGUGCUCACAAGCCUUUGUUAGCCAACCAGAACACAGUGUGGAGGAGCUACGGGGCAUGCUCAACGAGUGCUCCAAAUAUCAUGGGCAGCUCACCAAGGAAGCAGCUAUGGGUCAAGGGUUUGACCGUCUGUUUGCCUUGCGAUACAUGACCAACUCGAAGGGCCAACCUCUGCACGGCUUGUACACGGAUCCGGCCUACGCUGCCAUCAACCACAACAUCCUCUCCACCAGCACCCUCACCAGCCCCGCCGUCAGUCUCGGUGGCUUUGCUCCAGUGGUGCCCGAUGGCUUUGGUGUCGGCUACGGUGUCCGCGACGAAUGGAUCGGCUGCAACGUAUCCAGCUACCCAACUCGCAACGUCCACGAGUUCCUGCAGUGCGUCCACAAGUCUUUAGAGGACAUUUUCAGUGUCCUGGAAGGGAAGUUGCUCAGCUAAGAAUGAAGUGCAUGCAGAGAAAAGGUGGUUUUACGAGAGUUGAUCAUAAAGGGAAGAGACUGUAUAUAAAAAUCAAAAAAACUUGGUUUAAAUUUGGUCAUUAGCCCUAUGAGAGUAGUACGCUUUGUGUAGUGACACCCUGCUCACAGUGCUCCUGCAUCGCUUCAAACACUCCCUGACAGCGUGGUUAUGGAAACAUGUUGAGCAUUAUCUGCCAUUUGCACUAAAUCUCUUAAACUGUGUCAGAAUAGUAACCCCUCAGCUUGAACUAUAUUUUGGUGAAGAAAGUCAUCACAGAGAACCCAGUUUGGCCAGCAGAGCAGGCGAGGAGCAACGAUUGUGUUGUGACCAAAAAUAAUGUGUGCCUAAUUGCCAUGCUGUGAUCAGACACACUAACAUCUUCACACCAAAUGCUCUCCCUCAGACACCUCAGGACGUUACAGAAGAGCCUCGCCUUGAUAAUCCGACGCUGGGGGAUGAAUUCACGGUGCACAACCACGUGAUUGUCAAAACGAGCCAUGGUCCUGGUGCUCCUGACAUGACACUCCUCUGUUUUGAAGACUGUAGGUUCUUCAACUGUGAAAACCAAAUGUUUCUAUUUAGUGUCCUAUUAUGAGUGAAGAUCCUCCACAUGAAGUUGGAUCAUCCAGCUGCUGACUGACACAAUGAAAUAUUCACUGUCUGCUCCAUUCUCAGAGAAAUUGCAAUGUGCAGCUUCCCACCUGUUACAAAAGCAUAUUAACAUUAAGUUCUGCUGUUAAUAGUGCAGCAUCACGAGUUGCUGCUUGCACAUGUUGCACCACAGUCUCAAAACUUUUCGAUCAAGCCUUGUAAUCAACAGUGAAGGUGAGCGUUGUAG